ACCUCCGCGCAUCCGGCUCGCGCAGACGUCACCAGCGCGUUUCAUGAGGCUACGCAGUCACCGAGCACCGAAAACAAACUGCAGCCACCUUUUACAGUUCCUCCUGAACCAAAACAGUGAGCUUGUGCUGCUUUCACGCCAUGUCGUAACCAUAAUUACAAAGUGGCAACUCGUGACGUUCUACCAAACUCCCUAGUCUUUGGUUCUACCCGGAACGUCCUCAUAAUCGGAUUUAUGCAUUUCUAUGGCAACAGUAUCAAAUGACUCUGCAAGUACAAGACAGAGCUCUUCGAAUGUCAAAGUUCAGCUGGGACGUUCUUCCUAAACUGCAGUGAUAAUGAUGCUGAGCUAAAUGAGUCUUCUUGUGGCUAUAGCAAACCUACACAAGGGACUGUCUCUCAGGACUUUUUCUUCCAGUUCCAUCACCUGACGGACACACCGGACUCCUGCAGGUUACCCAGCUGCUCCAACAGACCCUGCACAUUAUGCAGUUCUUGUUAGAGUUCCUUUUUACCCCACUGUCCACUUCAGGACUGGUGUUUCUGUUCAGCCUUGCAGCUGUAGCCCUGGUCCAUCUCAACACCAGGCCGAAACCACUGCAGCCACCCACAGACCUCAACCAGCAGACUGUGGGCGUUGCGGAUGGCGCUAGAAAAACAGCACUUUUGAAAGAUGACAACUUGAUCUCAUAUAUGUAUGAGGAUGCCAAAACUCUAUAUGAUGUUUUUCAAAGAGGACUACGUGUCUCAGGAAAUGGACCGUGCUUGGGGUAUAGAAAGAAGGGGAAACCUUAUCAGUGGCUUAAAUACAAACAGGUUUCAGACAGAGCUGAGUUCUUGGGGUCUGGACUUCUCCACCGCGGCCAAAAGCCAUCACAAGAAUCCUUUAUUGGCAUCUUUGCCCAGAACCGGCCAGAGUGGAUUAUCUCAGAGCUGGCCUGCUAUACUUAUUCCAUGGUGGCAGUGCCUCUCUACGACACCUUGGGACCUGAGGCUCUUGUGUUCAUCAUUAAUAGAGCAAAGAUAUCGACAGUGAUAUGCGAUAAGCAGGAUAAAGCAGAAAUACUGCUAGAAAACUGUGAGAAAAACCAAACACCUGUGUUGAAAACCAUCAUCCUCAUGGACCCCUAUGAUGCAGCAUUGACUGAUAGAGGCUCUAAGAGUGGUGUGGACAUCCUGUCUUUAAAAGAUGUAGAGGCCUUGGGAAAGGACAACCAUCACAGGCCAGUUCCACCAAAGCCAGAAGACCUAAGUAUUAUUUGCUUUACCAGUGGAACCACAGGGGAUCCAAAGGGAGCCAUGCUGACCCAUGAAAAUGUGGUAGCAGAUGCAGCCGGUGUGGUUAGGACCUUUGAGAGCGUUUUUGUUCCCGUUCCAUCCGAUGUGUCUAUCUCGUUUUUGCCGCUGGCGCACAUGUUUGAAAGAGUUGUACAGACAGUGCUGUACAGUGUAGGGGGAAGAGUUGGGUUUUUCCAAGGUGAUAUCAGACUUCUACCGGAUGACAUGAAAGCCCUGCAGCCCACUGUAUUCCCAGUGGUUCCACGUCUUCUGAAUCGUGUUUAUGAUAAGGUUCAGAGUGGGGCCAAGACUCCAUUAAAGAAAUGGCUUCUGAACUUUGCCAUUGAAAGGAAAUGUGCAGAGGUCAAGCAGGGCAUUAUCAGGAAUGACAGCAUGUGGGACAAACUCAUCUUUCACAAAGUGCAGGAGUCUUUGGGGGGCCGUGUGAGAGUGAUGGUGACGGGGGCCGCUCCCAUUUCUCCAUCUGUUCUCUCUUUUCUUCGGGCAUGCCUCGGGUGCCAGAUAUUUGAGGCAUAUGGCCAGACAGAGUGCACUGCGGCGUGCUCUUUCACCAUACCAGGAGAUUGGAAAACCGGGCAUGUCGGAGCUCCUAUUCCAUGUAAUAUUGUCAAACUUGUUGACGUUGAGGAAAUGAAUUACUUCGCAUCCAACGGUGAAGGAGAGAUUUGCGUCAAAGGGAAGAAUGUGUUCCGCGGAUAUCUCAAUGACCCAGAAAAGACAGCAGAGGCUUUGGACAAAGAUGGAUGGCUGCACACUGGAGAUAUUGGCAAAUGGCUGCCUACUGGAGUGUUGAAGAUAAUUGACAGGAAGAAGAAUAUCUUCAAACUCGCCCAAGGCGAAUACAUUGCACCGGAAAAAAUUGAAAAUGUUUACAUUCAAAGUGCUUCAGUCGCCCAAGUGUUUGUGCAUGGUGACAGUUUACAGUCCUCAUUGGUGGCCAUAGUGGUGCCAGACCCUGAAAUAUUGCCAGCUUUUGCAGAAAAACUGGGAGUGAAAGGUUCACUAGAGGAGCUAUGUAAAAAUCAGGAAAUCAAGAAAGCAAUCAUCUCUGACCUCAUCAAGCUGGGACGUGGAGCUGGGCUGAAGUCCUUUGAACAAGUAAAAGACCUGUACCUGCAUCCCGACAUGUUCACUAUAGAAAACGGUCUUCUCACUCCAACACUGAAAGCCAAACGGGCAGAUCUCGUAAAAUUCUUCAAAGUUCAGAUUGAGAGUCUUUAUGCUAACAUGCACUAAAAAAAAAAAAGCUAUCCUGAUAUCCUGCGGUGUAACCCGGGUUCACAUAUUUAUGAGUGCUUUUUGUGUUAUGUUUUUAUAUUUGCUUGAAGAUUAAAAUAUUUUGUUAGCAUUGCACUGCAUCAACCAUCUCUACAUUUAUUAAUAUGUGCCCAAGAUACUUUCAUUCAUCAUUACAGCCGAAAAGAAUACAUGCCUUUUCUGGAUAUAUUAUUAUAAAACAAAUGUACAGCCUUAAGAGAUUUUAAUGAAUACCAAAGAAUGUUAAUUUAUUUUUUUCCCCAAGGAAGAAAAUGUGAAAACAUUAAUACAUCAAUGAAACAAACAAUUAUAUUUACAUAUAUGUGCUUUGUGGAGUAGAAACUAAUUUUGCUGUUGCUUUCCAUUAAAAAUACGAAGGAAAUAAAAUUAAGAAAUUAUUUUACA
Messenger RNA from Megalobrama amblycephala (Wuchang bream), 2960 nucleotides. It is a transcript of the gene acsl5, whose product is annotated as acyl-CoA synthetase long chain family member 5. Gene Ontology annotation, cellular component: endoplasmic reticulum; membrane; mitochondrion. The transcript is spliced from 23 exons. Gene Ontology annotation, biological process: long-chain fatty acid metabolic process. Lineage: Eukaryota; Metazoa; Chordata; Actinopteri; Cypriniformes; Xenocyprididae. The record is from RefSeq and is a predicted model, not a curated record. Gene Ontology annotation, molecular function: arachidonate-CoA ligase activity. The coding region runs from base 486 to 2534 and encodes 682 amino acids.